AUGAAACCUCAUAGAAAUCUUCCAUUCCAAGAGAAUGUUACAUCAGUCAGCAAAGGUAUCAACGAAGAUUUUGAUGCAAAUCAAGACAUUAAUGAAACUACUAGACCAAUUUCAUUUGUAAACCAUGAUUGCAAUCCUAACACCGAAUACAAUUUUAGAACUUCAUACUCGCUUCAGCUGAAAGUUAUUAAGAAUAUUAAAAAAGGUGAAGAGAUAUUGGUUAAAUACUCUGAUGAUUAUUUUGGGCCCAAUAAUGAAGAUUUUGCAGAAGCUCGAGCUAAGAAUGCAUUGUGUACUUCAGAAAAAGCUGAACAAUAUGACAAUUUAUGUAGCCAGCUAAAAUUGAAGGAAGCAUCAAAUCUGUUGAAAGUUGAAGCAAACGAUACACUGAGUAUUCCAGUUAUAAAUGAUUUGCCUAAUGAAUCAAGUUUCUUUGAGAAAACAUCAAAUCAAUCAACUGAUUUGCUUGAAAUUAAUAAAAGUUCUUUAACUACUUGUAAUGAAAUCAAGUUAGCGAAGGAAAGGCAAUUAUCUACAAGUCUAGAAAUGACAGUUGCAGAAGCUCGAGCUGAGAAUGCAUUGUGUACUUCAGAAAAAGCUGAACAAUAUGAGAAUGUAUCUGGUCAGCCAAAAUUAAAGGAAGCAUCAAAUCUGUUGACUAAUUCAGACGUAAUUGAGUCAGCUAACAGAAAAAUACAGAACCCUGCAGUAGAAGAAUUGCUAAUUGGGAAAAUUGAUGCAAAUGAUACACUGAGUAUUCCAGUUACAAAUGAUUUGCCUAAUGAAUCAAGUUUCUUUGAGAAAACAUCAAAUCAAUCAACUGAUUUGCUUGAAAUUAAUAAAAGUUCUUUAACUACUUGUAUUAAAAUCAAGUUAGCGAAGGAAAGGCAAUUAUCUACAGAUUUAGAAAUGACAGUUGCAGAAGCUCGAGCUGAGAAUGCAUUGUGUACUUCAGAAAAAGCUGUACAAUAUGAGAAUGUAUCUGGUCAGCCAAAAUUAAAGGAAGCAUCAAAUCUGUUGACUAAUUCAGACGUAAUUGAGUCAGCUAACAGAAAAAUACAGAACCCUGCAGUAGAAGAAUUGCUAAUUGGGAAAAUUGAUGCAAACAUUACACAGAAUAUUCCAGUUAUAAAUGAUUUGCCUAAUGAAUCAAGUUUCUUUGAGAAAACAUCAAAUCAAUCAACUGAUUUGCUUGAAAUUAAUAUAAGUAAGUAA
Molecule: messenger RNA, 1215 nt
Organism: Trichogramma pretiosum
Lineage: Eukaryota; Metazoa; Arthropoda; Insecta; Hymenoptera; Trichogrammatidae
Product: histone-lysine N-methyltransferase set9-like
Exons: 5
Coding region: 1-1215 (404 amino acids)
Molecular function (GO): protein binding
Source: RefSeq, a predicted model, not a curated record